Messenger RNA from Oryzias melastigma (Indian medaka), 600 nucleotides. Its product is annotated as claudin-17-like. The record is from RefSeq and is a predicted model, not a curated record. Gene Ontology annotation, cellular component: bicellular tight junction; plasma membrane. The transcript has a single exon. NCBI's taxonomy places the organism in Eukaryota, Metazoa, Chordata, Actinopteri, Beloniformes, Adrianichthyidae. Gene Ontology annotation, biological process: bicellular tight junction assembly; cell adhesion. Bases 1 to 600 code for a protein of 199 amino acids. Gene Ontology annotation, molecular function: structural molecule activity.
AUGCCUUCCCGCUGGGACAUUCUUCCGAUGCACUUGGGCAUCAUUGGCCUGAUUGGGGCCAUAGCAGUAACUGGUUUGUCCACAUGGAAAGUUUUUGUUUUUCCCAGUGACAGUCCUGAUGUCACAGAGGAACUGUGGGAAGGAUUGUGGAUAACCUGCCACAAAUAUUCUGAGCUCCAGGUGGAUUGCAAGCCGUAUGACUUGGACCAUGAUCUUACUCCAGAGCUGAAGGCGAGCAGAUGGCUGAUGUGCUUCUCCAUUGGUGUGAUUGUUGUUGCUUUGAUCAUCACAGGUUCGUUGUUUCACGAGACCUUUUCCUUUUGUGACACUGAGAAGAACAAGAACGUCAUUCUGGCUGUUGGAGGAAUCUUGUUUUGGGUUUCUGUUUUAACCCUGCUUAUCCCUGUCAGCUGGGGGAGACACUCUAUCAAUGGGUCCGACAAUGGAGUGGAUUCUCAGAAAUGGGAGAGGGGCUCAGCUAUCUACAUCGGCUGGGCCUCUUCAGCGUUCCUGUUCCUCGCUGGAGCAAUCCUCCUGAUCAGAUGGAGCAAUUCCGUUCUUCUUCAGAGUCAUUCUCUUGAUCAGAGGAAGGGACGUUAA